AUGUCACGUCAACCACUUGGUGGACGCUUACGUGAAUCAAGUGUAACAAAUGGUCGUACUAUAAAAUUUGUCACCGAAGUUGGAUCAACAACAUCGUUGACAAGUGGUACUGGAAUGUUAAGUGCAUCACCAUUUGGUCAAAAUGCUGCGUCAACUAUACGUGAUAGCCGUGAACGUGAAAAAAAAGAAAUGAGCGAUUUGAAUGAUCGUUUAGCUACUUAUAUUGAAAAAGUUCGUUUUUUGGAAGCGCAAAAUCGAAAAUUAGCGGCGGAUUUGGAUCUUCUUCGUGGAAAAUGGGGAAAAGAUACAUUUAAUAUAAAACAAAUGUAUGAAGGAGAAAUUUCGGAUGCACGUAAAUUAAUUAAUGAAACAAUAAAACAGCGUGAUGAUUUGGAAAAGCAAAUACGUAAAAUGCAAGAUGAAUUAUCCGACUAUCGUAAGAGAUAUGAUGAAGCAUUACGAUUAUGCGAUAUUGAUCGCAAGAAAAUUGAUGAAAUGUUUUCGCAACUUGCAAAAAUUGAAGCUGAAAUUAACGCAUUGCGACGUCGCAUAACAGAAUUGGAAGAAGAAGUAAUGCGUAUUAAAAAAGACAAUCAACGAUUAUUGGGUGAAUUACAACGAACACGAACUGAUGUAGAUCAGGAAACGUUAAAUCGUAUCGAUCAUCAAAAUCAAGUGCAAACAUUAUUGGAGGAAAUUGAUUUCAUUAGACGUGUUCACGAGCAAGAAAUACGUGAACUACAAAGUCUUGCUGCACGUGAUACGACACCUGAAAAUAGAGAAUUUUUUAAGAAUGAAUUAGCAUCAGCAAUUCGUGAUAUUCGUGCUGAAUAUGAUCAGAUUACAAAUGUUAAUCGUACUGAUAUGGAAUCAUGGUAUCGUUUAAAAGUGCAAGAAAUUCAAACACAAUCUGCACGACAAAAUAUUGAACAUGGUUAUGCUAAAGAAGAAGUAAAACGAUUACGUACACAACUUACUGAUCUACGUGGUAAACUAACUGAUUUAGAAGGACGAAAUUCAUUGUUGGAAAAACAAAUACAAGAGUUAAAUUAUCAGCUAGAAGAUGAUCAACGCUCAUAUGAAGCAGCAUUAAAUGAUCGUGAUGCGCAAAUUCGAAAAAUGCGCGAGGAAUGUCAAGCUUUAAUGGUUGAACUUCAAAUGCUCCUUGAUACCAAACAGACAUUAGAUGCUGAGAUAGCAAUUUACCGGAAAAUGUUAGAAGGUGAAGAGAAUCGUGCCGGAUUACGUCAACUGGUAGAACAGGUUGUACGUACUCAUGAGUUAACUCAUCGAGAUGAUACCGAAACAAUGAGAGUUAUGAAAGGUGAAGCUGCAUCUCGUACAUCAUUUCAACGAUCUGCUAAAGGAAAUGUUUCCAUUCAAGAAACAUCUACCGAUGGUACCUUUAUUAUAAUUCAAAAUACACAUCGAGCUAAGGAAGAAUUAAUUGGUGAAUGGAAAUUGAAGAGAAAAAUUGAUGGAAAAAAAGAAAUAAUUUAUACAUUUCCACAUAAUUUCAUUCUUAAACCUGGAAAAAGUGUUAAGAUUGUAGCCCGUGGACAUGGCAUUUCAUCGCCACCAGAACAGCUCAUCUUUGAUGGUGAAGAGUCAUUUGGCCUUGGCUCAAAUGUUCAUACAAUUCUUUACAGUCGUAAUGGUGAGGAACGAGCCACACUUAUUCAACGUUCAAGCCAAGCCUAA
Messenger RNA from Brugia malayi, 1701 nucleotides. It is a transcript of the gene Bma-ifa-1, whose product is annotated as intermediate filament protein Ov71 (fragment), putative. The record is from RefSeq and is a predicted model, not a curated record. The transcript has 12 exons. Lineage: Eukaryota; Metazoa; Nematoda; Chromadorea; Rhabditida; Onchocercidae. The coding region runs from base 1 to 1701 and encodes 566 amino acids.